AUGGGGCUGAUAGAAGAGAAGAUGCCUUGGAAACUCAUCGCUUCAGUCCUGAAUACUAUCAUGCCUACGGAGAUGUCUCUUGAAGCAAUCAAGAUCAUUGAGUCGGAAGACUUCCCUCGGCCAGAUAAGGGUGACCCCCGUCCCCUGCCGGACGACUUCGCGCAGCGGGGCCUCCUUUGGGUUGAUAAGUACUAUCCUAGCGAUUGGUUCACAGCCACAAAGGUGGAUGACGACGAAAAGUAUUUCGAGGUUGCGUCAAUGAUGGAAGAACGCUCACAACGCUGUCUUUGGCUGGGUUGCCGACUAGCAACAUCGGGCAAGUGGUUGACGUACGACGAGGAAGCGAAGCAAUUCGGCGUGGUGCCGCAAUUCGAUGUGGAGAUUCCUGAUUUGAGCAGCGAUGACAAUAACGCGAGCAUGCCAGAUGCUCCAGCAGCAAAAUCAAAGUCGCUUGAAUAG
Messenger RNA from Colletotrichum abscissum, 459 nucleotides. RefSeq lists its product as uncharacterized. Lineage: Eukaryota; Fungi; Ascomycota; Sordariomycetes; Glomerellales; Glomerellaceae. The transcript has a single exon. Gene Ontology annotation, molecular function: protein binding. The record is from RefSeq and is a predicted model, not a curated record. Bases 1 to 459 code for a protein of 152 amino acids.